Molecule: messenger RNA, 3609 nt
Organism: Aspergillus nidulans FGSC A4
Lineage: Eukaryota; Fungi; Ascomycota; Eurotiomycetes; Eurotiales; Aspergillaceae
Product: DNA helicase rad5
Exons: 1
Coding region: 1-3609 (1202 amino acids)
Biological process (GO): protein ubiquitination
Cellular component (GO): chromosome; nucleus
Molecular function (GO): ubiquitin protein ligase activity; zinc ion binding; nucleic acid binding
Source: RefSeq, a predicted model, not a curated record
AUGAACUUUGACGCAUCUAAUGAUCGCCCGCUUAAGAAACGACGCUUCUUCGUUGACGACCCUCUCGAUACCGCUGUGACCCCGGCCGAAAAGUCACCAGCUCUCGACGCGUCCUCAUCUGCCUCUACGCAUACGGACCCAAAUUAUAGCGCCAACGGCUCCCCUGCACAAAUUCAGACACAACAGGAGUAUAACUUUUCAAAUGGUGGGCACGCAACGCAGCCAGCGACAGCUGCCGGAACCCGUACACAUCAGGCACAAUCACCGGCCCAUGAUACUCUCAGCGAUUUUGAUACCGAGGCUUUCGUCAGCAUUGUAGGGGAGCAAGUCUCACCGGAGACACUGUCGCAGAUUCGAAAGCUGUCCGAUGGAAGCCUUGAAAAAGCUAUAAAUGUCUACUUUGAUGGAUCGUGGAAGAAUGCAGGGAGCCCUGGCUCAAGUCAGACGACGUUAUUAUCCUGCGAGAGAAACGCUUCACGACCUUCCCCGUUACAUACAUCGAGAGAGCAGGGUACAGGGCCAGCAGAAAAUGGUGCCGAUUCUGUUACAGAACCUAUCUCGCGUUCAAAAUUACAACCUGCACGAAGAUACCUUGGUGCAUUUGGUGUAGAGGCGUGGGCUACCAGGAGUGGAAUUGGAUUGAUCAAGCACGGUGACACUGUCAAUAUUGAGCGUGCAAGAUCCCAGCCUCUUUCUACUCGCGGCCGCACCGGCAAACUUAGAGUCAACCAGAAAGGGGAUGUUCUUACGCGCUUCACAAACACUGCUGGCCAGGAGAUUGGACGAUUACCUCGGGAGACAGCCGAAUGGGUGUCCACCCUGCUCGACCAGAAGAUUUGUGAAUUUCGCGGCGUAUGCGUGUUUGCACCGGACCGGCUCCGAGUGAACGACACCAUUUAUCUGCAGCUCCGGUGUUUCAUGCGAAUAGAAGCUUUCCAGCCAAAGGAACUACCCCAGAAACAAGACGACAAUAGGGCAACUACGAUAUUCGAACAGGAAGAAAGUGCUGAGGAGAAGCAACUGCGUCUUCGCCAGGUCGCUCUAGUGCAACUCUUUGACGAAAUUGGUCUCAAAUCUACAACCCAGGAUGACGAAAUCAAGAAGCAGAGGAAAGAAGGUUUGCUCCGCGCAGCUGAAAUGGCAGACCAGGAGGCCAAAAAGCUUGCGAAGUCUGGUAAUACCGACUCCGGAGACGAGGAACCUGCGGAGCUUGAGCAAGACCAGCUUGAUGCAUUGUACAAAAAGGCGCAGUCCUUCGACUUUAGCAUGCCUGAAGCCCAGCCUCCCUCAUCGUUCGCCAUGGAUCUGCGAAAAUACCAGAAACAAGCGCUUUAUUGGAUGCUCUCGAAGGAGAAGGAUAAGAAAUCCGGGAGAGAGGUCUCGAUACAUCCCCUCUGGGAAGAGUACGAUUGGCCACUGAAAGACGUUGAUGACAAGGACCUGCCGAUUAUUGAAGGGAUAAACCAUUUUUAUGUCAAUCCUUACUCUGGAGAGCUCAGUCUUGACUUCCCUGCUCAAGAACAGCAUUGCCUAGGAGGUAUUCUCGCAGAUGAGAUGGGCCUGGGGAAAACCAUCGAGAUGUUAAGUUUAGUUCAUUCCCACAGAAACCUCCCUCCAACACAGAGUCUUGGUAAUUUGACCAGACUUCCCGUGUCUGGUGUCGUUCCGGCUCCCUAUACAACCCUAGUUGUUGCGCCAAUGUCUCUACUCGCCCAAUGGGAGGGGGAGGCCCUGAAGGCGUCCAGAAAUGGGUCGAUGAAGGUCUUGAUGUAUUACGGAAAUGAGAAAAAUGUUAAUCUACGAGAAAUGUGUUCUGCUGGCAAUGCUGCAGCCCCAAACAUGAUCCUCACGAGUUACGGGGUUGUGAUGUCUGAACACAGAACGCAUCAAGCACUAGCACCGGGGACUUCCUGGACACCUGGAAACCUAUUCUCGGUUGACUUCUUCCGAGUUAUCCUCGAUGAAGCCCAUAUAAUCAAGAAUAGACGGUCGAAGACGGCAAGAGCAUGUUACGACCUAAAAGCAACACACCGAUGGGUUCUCACUGGCACACCCAUCGUCAACCGUUUGGAAGAUUUAUUCAGCUUGGUAAGAUUUCUCAGAGUUGAGCCGUGGAACAACUUUUCCUUUUGGAAGACAUUUAUUACGGCACCCUUCGAGUCUAAGGAGGUCGUGCGUGCGAUUAGUGUCGUACAAACAGUCCUUGAACCCCUGGUUCUUCGGCGUACUAAAUCGAUGAAAACUCCUGAAGGAGAGCCAUUGGUCCCGCUACCGAAGCGGACGAUACGUAUCGAAAAAGUCGAGCUUAUAGAGCAAGAACGGGAAAUCUAUAAUCACAUUUAUACCCGGGCGAAGCAAACGUUCAACAGCAACGUGGCAGCCGGAACACUACUUAAGUCGUACUCAACCAUCUUUGCACAACUCCUACGUCUCCGCCAGACAUGCUGCCACCCAAUUCUCACGCGCAACAAGGCAAUUGUCGCAGACGAAGAAGACGCCGCGGCCGCGGCUGACCAGGACAGUGACCUCAAGGACGAUAUGGACCUCCAAGAACUCAUCAACAGGUUCACCGCAACGACUUCAGAUGCCGAGUCCUCCAACGAACCUCCCGAUCCCUCUAUGAAAUUCACUGCCCACGCCCUCCGUCAAAUCCAGACCGAAUCCGCCGGUGAAUGCCCCAUCUGCUCAGAAGAACCCAUGAUCGACCCCGCCGUCACAGCCUGCUGGCACAGCGCUUGUAAGGGAUGUCUCAAGGAUUAUAUCCAGCACCAAAGGGACAAGGGCGUUCAGCCCCGUUGUUUCUCUUGCCGCGCGGACUUGAACCCGCAGGAUAUCUUCGAGGUCGUCCGCUACCAAUCUCCAAAUACCACGCCUACUGAACAAACGCCCUCAUCUAUAGGGGGCGACAACGUAUAUAGCAGCUCGCAACCACCACCACCACCACGCAUCUCUCUGAGGAGAAUCAACCCGCUCUCCCCGUCAGCACAUACAUCAGCCAAAAUCCAUGCGCUUCUCGCGCACCUCGUGCGCGUCCCGGCCGGCACCAAAUCCGUCGUCUUCUCCCAGUUCACAUCUUUCUUAGACCUCAUAGGUCCGCAGCUGACGAAAGCCGGGAUCUCGUUCGUCCGGCUUGAUGGAACAAUGGCUCAAAAGGCUCGCGCCGAAGUCCUGGCCCAGUUCACGAAGUUUGAAACAUUUACGCAGGAAGAGCUGGACCAGGCCGAAUCGACGUCAGCGCCGUCGGGACUCACCCCAACACCGAAAACACCCAAGCAGUCUUCUUCCCCAUCCUCGCCGACAGUACUACUGAUAUCUCUCAAGGCCGGCGGCGUCGGCCUCAAUCUCACUGCUGCUUCUAACGUCUUCAUGAUGGAUCCGUGGUGGUCUUUUGCCAUCGAGGCGCAAGCUAUUGACCGCGUUCAUAGAAUGGGCCAGCUGCGUGAUGUCAAUGUCGUGCGGUUCAUUGUCAAGGACUCGAUUGAGGAGAGGAUGCUGCGGGUUCAGGAGAGGAAGAUGGGGAUUGCUGGGUCGCUGGGACUUAUGGGAGAGGGCAAUGAGGAGGAGAGGAGGAAAGAGAGGAUCGAGGAAUUGAGGUUGUUGUUUGAGUAG